Messenger RNA from Dinoponera quadriceps, 5429 nucleotides. RefSeq names its product synaptotagmin-6 (gene Sytbeta). Gene Ontology annotation, cellular component: membrane. The record is from RefSeq and is a predicted model, not a curated record. Bases 158 to 1942 code for a protein of 594 amino acids. The transcript is spliced from 10 exons. NCBI's taxonomy places the organism in Eukaryota, Metazoa, Arthropoda, Insecta, Hymenoptera, Formicidae. Gene Ontology annotation, molecular function: phosphatidylserine binding; calcium-dependent phospholipid binding; syntaxin binding. Gene Ontology annotation, biological process: calcium-ion regulated exocytosis; regulation of calcium ion-dependent exocytosis; cellular response to calcium ion.
AUGGAGGACGCAGACGGGACGCGGACAGUGAUAUAUCGUGUAUUUCCUAGAUGCGCGUGAAAUCAUUUAUUACAUACGAUGCUCCAAUUUCAACGGACGUUUGAAGAACUGACCGAGAAUAAGAAGAGAUCCUGGACCGAAAUUUAAGCCGCCAUUCAUGGUUGAACAAGAGAUAUCCGAUCGGGAAUAUCACGUGUACACGCGAAGGAUAAUGGUUUCGUCCGCGAUAUUCGGCGCCGCGGCUGGCACGGGAUUAGCCCUGGUGGUGGCCAUGACGAUCGUGGUCUAUCGAUACUACGCCGUGAAGCAGAAGGGAAGGUGGAGCUGGAGCAAUCUAGAUCGUUGGCCCGAUCCACCGACCAUCAGGAACAGCAUCGCCGAUGGUCGGCUUCAUCACCACCACUGUCAUACGGCACCGGCGUCACACGUGUUGGACUGCUGGAGAAAGCCUCAAAAGAGUUACUACGCCGUGCAAACCGGAGAAUUUAACAUUGCAAAGGAGCAACAUGCUGUACAACCUUCAACAUCUGAAUCGGGUUUGCCUCAUCAAAGUCGCAGUUACCCGGGCGGCGGAAGUGGUGGUCGAACAUUGGUGAGAAACUCGUCCGUCAGCUCGCAGAGCUCGCUGGAGGGUGCAUCCUGUUCCUCGAGUCAUCGCGGAUCAUCGCCUCAAAUCAGGGCGUUCGGUCCGGAUGGACGGCAUUAUGCUCGACACGACCCUUUACACGCCGCCUCUUCGUAUCCACCCAGCAGAAACUCGAGGUCUCCUUCACCAGCUAGGGCGGCGUCCUUGGAUGCACGUUGUGGAAGUCCUGCCAGUUACUCGAGCAGCCUGCACAGUGGAAAUGCGUCGCCUUCGCAGACCUCUUUGUCGUCACUGGCAACGGGCGUAAGUUCCACUUGCGUGUGUUCGCCAAUAAAUGCCAUUCAAGGCACUUCGAGACAAGCCAGUCGUUGCUUGUCACCUCUUCUCAUCCCGCCACCACGUGCUUCCAUAAGCAACAACGGUGGCCCCGUACCGCCUGCUUCCCCGCUUGGUUCUUUACAACCGGAUCUCUACCAAAAAGAAGACAGUAAGGUCUUCCUGAGCGCCCGCAGAACGGGAAAACAUCUUGGCGAGCUUCACCUGCGCCUGAAGUACGACUUCGAUAGAUCGGACUUGCACGUGCAUCUGAUCGAGGCGAAGGAUCUCGCUGGCAGCGAUCAGGGCGGCUUCAACGAUCCCUACGUGAAGCUGACCCUCAGCCCGGAAGUGGACACCAGGAAAAGGCAGACGCAGAUCCAUCGGAACAAUCCGAAUCCGAGUUUCAAUCAGCACUUUAAGUUCCCCGUGAGCUACGAGGAGUUGCAGGAGAAGACCUUAAUGUUGCAGGUAUUCGAUUAUGACCGCUUCUCGAGGAACGACGUGGUGGGUUCCCUGAGGGUGGCGAUAGACAACCUCGAUCCGGUCUCCUCCACUUCUUGGACGGACGUCUGGGGGGAGAUAGCGAGGGAGCGCAAGCCGCCGGAAGAAAUCCAGGAAGUUUUGGUCUCGUUGUCCUACUUGCCGAGCGCCGAGAGACUCACUGUGCUCAUAAUGAAAGCCAGGAAUCUGUUUCCCCAGCAGGACAAGGAGACGUUGGAUCCGUUCGCGAAAAUCAGCCUUCUCUGCGGUGAAAAGAGAAUAAAGAAGAAGAAGAAGACGGCCGUUAGGAAGGCGACGAUGAAUCCCGUCUGGAAUGAGGCGAUGUCAUUUAACGUGCCCGCUUCGUCACUGGCGUCGUCGGCUAUAGAGGUGCGCGUGCUGGACUCGAGCAGCGAAUUGAUGGGCGGUAACGCCGUGGUCGGAUCUUGCAUCAUCGGGCCCGCCACGGACAGCGGCAACAGUCAAGGACGAGAGCACUGGCUCCAAAUGACGUUGUCGCCCAGGAAGCAAAUCGCAGAGUGGCACGCGUUACAUUAGCUCAGUCACUACGAUCGAAACGUUUCUGAUUUUACUACAAAGGUAAUUCUCGCGUUCUCGCUCGAAGAACGAGGACGAAACACAAUCCCACCGUAACUAAUAGUCGGACGACCAUGUAUACAUAACGAAACAUGUAGCGGUAUUACAUGUAAAAGUAAGAAACUAUAUAUAUUUCCCGAAAAGGAAAAAAAAACGCGAAAGGAGAAGACCGAGGAGGAGUGUCCCCGCUGUGAGAAACUGUUCUUCUGCACUUUUAUAGAUAUAUAUAUAUAUAUAUAUAUAUAUAUAUAUAUAUUAAAUGGUCAUUAAAGAUCCGCAACAUAACGCGUCUGGAACGUCGAUGUGCGAGGGAAAAAGGAAACGAAAAACAAAAAAAAGAAGAUAUAAGAGUUACGAUCGUAUAUAUAUAUAUAUAUACCGUGUGAAUAUUCUUCGUGUGUCCACGCACGUAAACAGGCACAAAGCGCACUCACGUUUUCGUUCGUUGCACCGUUACUCAACUGCUGUUCGUAAUUCCAACUGUAUAUUUAACCUUAAGUUUUUUGGAUACCUGAAAAGAUUUUCGACGUGUAUUUUUGAGACAACUGACGCGCACCAGGCAGCGAGGCUCCGCGAGCGUUGUCACGAGGGAAACGUCGAUCUCGAACCGUUGAACAGAAGGAGAGAAAUCGGUCUCGCGUUUCUCUUGUGGACAACGGAUCAAUAAUUCAACGUACAAAGUAAUACUUUAAGACAAGACAGGCGCGUUCCAAGGAGACGGAUUACUGAGUAAAUUCUAAAUACGUUGAUCGAACCUGUCAGGUGAUGAACUAUUUUCUCUCAGGUUUAUAAGAUUAUCCUUUAUUUCUCUUAUAAUUGUACCUCUGCGAGAAAAAGAAAGAGAGCGAGAGGAAAGGAAAGAAAAACAGGCAUGAUAUAUGUGUCAACGAAAAGCUUAAGUCUGUCGUUGUGUGACAAAUGUGGCCUGGAAGAGUUCAAAGGGCACUAUGUCUAUAUAGCUUGCAAGUUAAUCGGAGGCCUAAUGUUAUUCCCCGCGAACGAGCAUGUUAAUCGAGUGUUGACUGUCGUUUAUCGCCGUAUUGUCGAGUGUGUAAUUCAUAUGCUAAGAAAAAUGCGGAAACACAAACAAUGGAUGUAAAGAAAUCGAGCAUCGAGAUAUGUCGUCUUUCGCUUAUUUUAUCGCUCGUGCACCGAUCAUAACUUCAUUGUUGACCUCCGUUCAUCGCGAUUAACGACACCUAACGAUACAACUGUUCAGCUGCAUUUAUAUAUUUAGGGUAAUUCAGAGAUAUCUCGACGUGUUCUAAUAAACGAAAAGAAAGAAACGAGAUAAUAAUUCCAAGAUGGUUUCGUCGAUUAAAGAUGGAUACUUUUGAUCUUUUCUUUAACCAUUUAGAACAAUGGGAAUCGCGGAACACAGGCAUUUAAAAGCAACUUUGAUUUAUGAUAGUAAAGAUAAACUACUCUCUUUUUAUCGGAUUGUGAAGGAAAUCUCUCGACAUUCGUUUGAGGAAACUCAGGAAAUUCAGAGACUUUCUGUAAGACUGAUAUAACAAUAUAUUUUUGGAUGUAUAACUAUUAAAUUGAAUUGUAAAAAAUACUAUCAUAGGAAUGAAUUGUAUUAUUUAAAUAUAAUUGUCCCGUAUGAAGUCUACUUUUUACCCAUUUGUCACGCGUUUCUCGCGAAACCACUUGCAAUAAUCUCUGUGACAUCGCAUCCGGAUUUACCCAUUCGUAAUAUGUAUAUUUGUGCAACAAAAACCGUUGAAAAUUGUACAAUAAUUAUCGAUAAUCGCUAUAAAAGUGUCGGGAUCUUCCACACGUUGAAAUGUUUCUAAAUUGCCCUAAUUCCUAACUUGUGUCGUAUUUCGUCACUUCACGAAUUAAGAAUUAUAAAUGAAAUGUCCAUCCGACUUGAAUCCAUCGUAUCAUACUGAUAAGUUAUAGUUUCAUCGCAAAUCUGUUGUUUCCUCGUUUGAACAUUUGAAUUGAUAAGCCUGUCAGUUUUUGGAGCAUCUAGUUGUGCAUACGUUGUACAACAUUGCGUUUUAAGUGUCUUUUGGUUCGUCACUCGAAGUUGCAAUGUUGUGAUCCUUGUUGAAAAGAAAGAAAAUUAAAUGUUGGUAAACAUUAAAAAUAUAUAUGAGAUAUAAAUAUAUUAUAUACAUAUAAUGAAGAUAUAUAAGUCUAUAUAUAAAAUAAAUAAAUACAAAAGAGAUAAUUUAACAACUUAUAGAUGAGAAGAAACGCUUCAUCACGGAAGCGGAAUCUGAAUCGUACGCUUAACUCUUAUAUAUAUAUUUACGGUAUUUCUAUUAUUCUAUAUAUUACAAGAAGUAUAUGAUAAUGUUAAAGAAGAAUCGAAUACAGGCCGCGACUGCAAAAGUGGACAUCAGUAAUAGGGAGAAGAUCGUUUUAAAAACUUGAGCAAAUUUUUAGUAGAGUCGAGUUUUUAUCAAUAUAAGGAUUACGGAAAGGGGGGUAAAUAGAUUUCGUAAUAAGAUAAAAUAAUAAUUUAUAAAUCAAUAAGAAAAUAACCAAAAGUUAAAUCUAACAUUUUGUGUCUCUUUCUUGACAUUCGGUUUUUGUUAUUUAAAUCAAAUUGUAACUGAAAGACUCGUGUCGCGAACGGACAAUCGCUUCUUUUUUCUUACUUUUUCUACCGAAUGCCAAAGCUACUGCUGAUUCUCACUUUUCCAGCUCUGCGCUGUAUUAUAUAAAUAUAAACUUGAGAAAAAUGUCCUUAUAUAUUUACCGUCGUACAAUCAUCCUGAGUGUCUGCUGUGUGAAAAUGCACUUUCGAUAUUACUGUAUUCUACCGCGCGUAUAGGUGAAGGGAAAGUUCUUUAUAAAAUAUAUUCAUGAGGUCUUAUUAUACAUAAGAAGCUCAAUUUUUCGAAGCUUACGUCAGAUUACCAUCUAGAAAGUGGAAAGCAACCUGACUUAUUUGAUGUCUAUGCCGGAAACUCUUCAGAAAAGAGAAACCGAUAUCACUGGUAUCAGUCAUCAUUUCGGAUUCCACGCGGGUCGUUAUAUUUUCUUAUGUGAAUGAAAAGACUCGUUACGGCUCUCUUUAAUUAACAGACACACACAUACACACGCGCACACACACACACACGCAUACACAUCUAUUGAUGGACCUGAAUUUGCCUUGCAUUUUACGAUUGUAAUCAAGAAGAGCCUCACUUAAUAUCUUAAUUAACAUGAGAUCUAAAAGUGUAAAUGGCCAUAUUCGUCCUGCCAAUAUCGGAUAGGGAGUUUACUUUACUUGUGAUUCUAAAGUAAGGUAAAUGGAAUGUUUUCCUGCGACAGAUUUCGAGGAGCUUUCGAAGAUAAGUCUCCCGUCUCCCCGUUCAUCGUAAAAAGUAAAUAAUGUUAUUCUAAAUGUGACGUAUAAUCUGAAUAUUUUUCUUGUAAUGUACUCUCGAUCCAAUCAUAACUUAAUUAAUAAAAUAAAGAUCAACUUAUUUACAUCAGAAGAGCCCGA